AUGGAUGAGAUUGCAAACGAGUACGAUGUCAUUGUGCUGGGCACUGGCUUGACCGAAUGCAUCCUGUCUGGUGUGUUGAGCGUCAAGGGCAAAAAGGUUCUCCAUAUCGACCGCAAUGACCACUAUGGCGGUGAAGCCGCGUCGGUGAACCUCGAGACGCUUUUCAAGAAGUAUGGAAACUUUCAGGCCGGCGAGGAGCCGUGGAAGAAGUACGGCCGACUCAACGACUGGAACAUUGAUCUCGUCCCCAAGUUCCUCAUGUCCUCUGGAGAAUUGACCAACGUCCUCGUCUCUACCGAUGUUACCCGAUAUCUCGAGUUCAAGCAGGUUGCCGGCAGCUUCGUUCAGCAAGGUGCUGGCAGCAAGGCCACUGUCGCCAAGGUGCCCUCUGAUGCCGGCGAAGCUCUCAAGUCCCCUCUCAUGGGCAUCUUUGAGAAGCGACGCAUGAAGGCUUUCAUCGAGUGGGUUGGCACCUUCAACCCAAAGGACCCUGCGACUCACAAGGGGCUGGACUUCAAUACAUGCACUAUGAAGGAGGUCUAUGAUAAGUUCGGUCUCGAGGCUGGCACCAAGGACUUCAUAGGCCACGCCAUGGCUCUGUACCUUACCGAUGACUACAUCACAACAAAGGGCCAGGCUCCCGAGGCCAUAGAACGGAUUCGUCUGUAUGGCAACUCUGUUGCCAGGUACGGAAAGUCCCCUUAUAUCUAUCCACUCUACGGUCUCGGCGAACUGCCUCAGGGCUUCGCUCGUCUCUCCGCCAUAUACGGCGGCACUUACAUGCUCAACACCAACGUGGACGAGUUGCUCUACGAUGGCGACAGGGCUUCUGGCAUCAAGGCCACCAUGAAGACGGGUGCUGAGGAUAUGAAGUUCGAGACCAAGGCCAAGAUGAUUCUCGGCGAUCCGUCCUACUUCCCCAGCAAGACCAAGGUUACCGGUCACGUUCUGCGAGCCAUCUGCAUCCUCAAGCACCCCUUGGCCGGAACCAACGACAGCGACUCUGCUCAGCUGAUUAUUCCCCAGUCCCAAGUUGGCCGCAAGAAUGGUAAGACUUUGCUCCCCCACUACAUUGAGUAUGCUGGAAGAAAAGCCACUAAGCAUUGGUCUGCAGACAUCUACAUUGCUUGCGUAUCAUCCGCUCACAAUGUCUGCCCCAAGGGUUAUUGGAUCGCCAUCGUUUCUACCAUAGCCGAGACAUCUGCAAACCACCACCUCGAGUUGCAGCCCGGCCUAGACCGCCUGGGCAAGGUUGAAGAACAGUUCAUGGGCCCGCCGAUCCCCAUCUAUGAACCCCUUGAAGACGGCAAGAAGGACAACCUCUUCAUCUCCAAGAGUUAUGACGCAACCAGCCACUUUGAGACGACUACCGACGACGUCAAGGACAUCUAUCGGCGCUGCGCUGGCGAAGAGCUCAAGGUUGAGGGCCUGAGAGAGGGCAUCACUGUUGCCGAAGAGUAA
Messenger RNA from Metarhizium album ARSEF 1941, 1461 nucleotides. RefSeq names its product rab GDP-dissociation inhibitor. The transcript is spliced from 7 exons. Gene Ontology annotation, biological process: protein transport; vesicle-mediated transport; small GTPase-mediated signal transduction. Gene Ontology annotation, cellular component: cytoplasm. Lineage: Eukaryota; Fungi; Ascomycota; Sordariomycetes; Hypocreales; Clavicipitaceae. Gene Ontology annotation, molecular function: Rab GDP-dissociation inhibitor activity. The record is from RefSeq and is a predicted model, not a curated record. The coding region runs from base 1 to 1461 and encodes 486 amino acids.